GAAUGAUUUUAUGGUCCAAUUCUCCACUUGGAACGGCCUCGAUAACAAACUAGAUUCAUUCACAGAUUCAUGGAGUCCAACAUGUUGUUCAGAUUUAUCCUCAUUUGCAUGGGCGUUUGUGAGAUCACAGGGAAAUGCAUUCAAUCCGAUUGCAUGCCGGACACCGUUUGUAUUGGCGACGAAUGUGUGGUUGUGGUUUGCGAGAGCGAUCAGCAAUGCCCUUACGGAUUUCACUGCGCACUUCUGUCAAGUGGGAGUCAGGAUUUUCAACAGGGCUUGGGCGAGAAGGUUUGUUCUCAAACCAAUCCCGAUCUCCGACGAAUCAAAUCCACCAUGGGCUCCUUGUACCGAUCGUGUUGUCGCGAUUCCGAGUGCAAACAUGACGAGGCUUGUUAUUUCCUCACCAAUAGAGAUCAGAAUGAGUGCCAAGCCCGAUCGAAGAAUCAAUUGGGGGGCUACUGUCGAACGGUCUAUCGAGUGUGUGACAGUCAUUGUCACUGCAAUAACAUCGCUCAUUGCUUCAAGAUGUCGGAUAAGCCCAAGCAAGCCAACGGCAAUUGCUUCUGUAACACCAUUGACGACAGAAGCUGUGGGGCUCAAUGUAAUACUACCUCGGAUUGCCGGGAUGGCUGCGACGAUUGUCAAAGCAAUAUCUGCUCAGUGUCACCGCUCAAGGAUCGCUGCAAUGAAGCUCUGAAAUCCUGUGCUCGAAGCCAACAAUCCCUGUGCAAACUCCAACCACGACAAGAAUGUUGCACGGAUUGCGAUUGCUACCGACAAUGCAAAGGUAUCGAAUGCUCGUGUAACAAACAAUGUCGGGGUCCAGCCCCGUGGUUUUGCCCGGCAGAUGGAAGCCCCCUGCCCGAGGAGACGCCCCAACUUCCCGUCCAGGAACCGGCCCAGCGAUGUCCUUUGGAACCGAAUUGCAUUCGACCCACCUGCUUCUACGCAUCUAAAUUCAGUGGUCAAGUUCGCGAAUCCUUUGGCGAUAUUGGCACUGCUCGGGAUUGUUGGGAGGAAUGCCACUUGGAUCAGGCUUGUCUGGGGUUCACUUGGAGCUCUCAGGGUGGACAAUGCACUCUCUUGGCCACUCUCACAAGGCCCCAAGCGAGCACUAGCCACAUAUCUGGCUUUCGCUUGUGUCCAGAUGUGAAAACGCCAAAUAUCAUGCAGAGUGCUCAAAUUGGCCAGACUCAGGGUGACCAAAUUGGGACGAGCGUCUACAAUGGUGGGCAUGGUCAAAGCCAGCAUCGCAAUGAAAAGGUCAACUAUUAUGAGUACCACUACUAUGGAGAUCAGACAGUCGAUAGCCAUCAUGGUGGCCAAGGGAAUCGGCUCACAGAUUCCAAGUCCGCGUGUUUCCUCGAAAACACCUCCAUUGAUGGAGACCUGACUCUAAAUGGCAUUAUCGAUGUGGAUAAUGCGAGCAAAUGUCAGGAGCUCUGUCAAAAGGACCCGUCAUGUGAAUAUUUUACGUUGGAGGUGCGAGUGUGCUAUCUCAUGAAAAACAAGCACGAUUCCGAGCGAUAUGACGGAGCCACGUCAGGAUCCAAGCGCUGUUGACACCACCAACCACGAGGAACGAAAGAAAAUAUUAUACCAGGGCAAACAUAACAGCAUAUUCGCCAUGAUCCUGGCUAAAAACAUUGGCCAACUGUAACAUGCCAGCGUCAGCCUGAAAUGGGACAAUGUUUCGUGUUUAACUCAAAAAAGGGCGAGAGGAACGGCGAGUCGUGCCUUGGUUAGCUAUCGCACAGAUCACUACGACGACUUUUGACAUUGUAAUGGCUUGCUUGUGACAUUUGAAUAAAGUUUAGAAUCCAGCCUUGGGGAUUCAUUGUUUCUCGA
Tigriopus californicus is the source of this 1848-nucleotide messenger RNA. RefSeq lists its product as uncharacterized. Lineage: Eukaryota; Metazoa; Arthropoda; Copepoda; Harpacticoida; Harpacticidae. Gene Ontology annotation, cellular component: extracellular region. Gene Ontology annotation, biological process: proteolysis. The transcript is spliced from 8 exons. The coding region runs from base 70 to 1563 and encodes 497 amino acids. The record is from RefSeq and is a predicted model, not a curated record. Gene Ontology annotation, molecular function: protein binding.